Messenger RNA from Chelonia mydas (Green sea turtle), 5832 nucleotides. RefSeq names its product ankyrin repeat and sterile alpha motif domain containing 1B (gene ANKS1B). Gene Ontology annotation, molecular function: protein binding. The record is from RefSeq and is a predicted model, not a curated record. The transcript has 26 exons. The coding region runs from base 303 to 4091 and encodes 1262 amino acids. Gene Ontology annotation, cellular component: cytosol. NCBI's taxonomy places the organism in Eukaryota, Metazoa, Chordata, Testudines, Cheloniidae.
GCUGGGAUUUGGUGUGUGUGUGGGAAGGUCUUUUAUUGGCCUAAUUUCCUCCCUCCUAGUCGUCCCCCCCGCUUUCCUGCCACACUCCACCCAGAAUUGAGCUAGUGUAACUAGGAGGUGAUUCUCCUGCUCCCUCCUGCUGCUGUUCUGUAGGGGCUGCAGGGAUCUCCUCUCUGCCCAGAUUUGAGGCAGGGCUUGAGGCAAGGAGGAGAUUAUUUGAUCGAGGGAGGGGAAUUUUUUGAAGGGGCUUAGCUAUAUCUAUAGUAUUUUGCGAGGGGGGAGGGAGUGUUUGGUUACUGACCAUGGGGAAGGACCAGGAACUGCUGGAAGCUGCUCGCACUGGGAAUGUGGCUCUCGUGGAAAAACUCCUGUCGGGGAGGAAAGGAGGGAUCCUGGGCAGUGGAUCUGGAGCUAUUCCCCUAUCCAGCUUACUGAGCAUCUGGCGAGGCCCAAAUAUAAACUGCACAGACAGUUCGGGUUACACUGCUUUACACCAUGCAGCUUUAAAUGGACACAAGGAUAUAGUUCUCAAAUUACUUCAGUAUGAAGCAUCAACUAAUGUGGCAGAUAACAAAGGUUAUUUUCCUAUACACUUGGCUGCUUGGAAAGGAGAUGUAGAUAUUGUGAAGAUUCUCAUCCAUCAUGGGCCAUCACACUCCAGAGUGAAUGAACAGAACAAUGAAAAUGAAACGGCUUUGCACUGUGCAGCUCAAUAUGGACAUUCAGAAGUAGUUGCUGUUUUACUGGAAGAACUAACAGACCCUACAAUAAGAAACAAUAAAUUAGAAACUCCUUUGGAUCUGGCAGCACUAUAUGGGCGUCUGCAGGUAGUGAAGAUGAUCAUCAGUGCAUAUCCAAACCUGAUGAGCUGCAAUACUAGGAAACACACACCUUUGCAUCUUGCUGCACGUAAUGGCCACAAAGCUGUUGUACAGGUGCUACUAGAGGCUGGAAUGGAUGUCAGCUGCCAAACAGAAAAGGGGAGUGCACUUCAUGAAGCAGCCUUAUUUGGAAAGGUGGAUGUAGUACGCAUUUUGCUAGAAACAGGAAUUGAUGCCAACAUAAAGGACAGUUUAGGUAGAACUGUUUUAGAUAUCCUUAAAGAACAUCCAUCUCAGCAGUCACUACAAAUUGCUACGCUACUUCAAGAGUACAUAAAAACAGGAAAUGCAACCAUUUUGGAGGAACCUGCACAGGAAUGCCUAGUGCCAGAACAUCAGUCUUGCAUUUUAUCCCCAGAAGUUUCUCCAUCUCAAACGACUAAACGUGAAGCUGUGACUGGAGAGUUAUCAAAGCUCUUAGAUGAAAUCAAACUGUGCCAAGAAAAAGAAUAUUCUUUUGAAGAUCUGUGUCAUACAAUAUCUGACCACUAUCUGGACAAUUUUAGUAAGAUAUCAGAAGAAGAAUUUAUGAGCAAUGGAAUCCAAACUAAACUUAUAAGGCCUUCAUCAGCAAACCUCUCACCAGGGGAGGAGGAAGAGGAAGAUGUCCGGGAAAACAGUUGUGGUCCUGCAGGUUUAUGGGAGGCACUGACACCCUGCAAUGGAUGUAGGAACCUUGGAUUCCCCAUUCUUGCACAGGAGUCUUACCGAAAGAAAAGGAGCUAUACACUGGAAGUAGUACCUUCUGGUUCUCUUGAUGCUCAUCCUUCAGAAAAUGAAAACAACCUUUGUGAUUUCAUGGACAUAGCAGUUACGAAGAAACCUUGUUCGUUAGAAAUAGCAAGAGUACCUUCCUCAAGAACAGCGGUACAGCUUCAACAGGAGAGCUGGAGGGAGCCCCACACCCCAGAUAAUGCACCUCAGGUAGCAAUUACUGCACCAGGAACUGGUAACCAUAGAAACAGCUCUACAGGCCCAACACCUGACUGCUCUCCUCCAUCACCAGACACUGCACUUAAAAAUAUAGUAAAAGUUAUACGCCCUCAGCCCAAACAGAGAACAUCAAUAGUAUCUUCUCUGGAAUUUCACCGACUAAAUCACAGCCACGAUUAUUUUGAAAUCAACUCAUCCAUUGGAUAUGCAAGCUUUACUUCCAGUCCUUCAGUCAGUCCAGCUAAUUUUUCCAUUGGAUCAAUUGAAGAGAAUGAACUUUUAGAGAAUCUUUGUCAGCAAGAAACAUCCACUGAAAACAAGCUUCCCAAAGGAUACCCUGCUGAGCAAUUUGCUGGUCUACUUCAUGGGUCGUCACCUGCGUGUGACCCACCUGAAAAUCCACUUCAACUAUAUAGUAAAGCAAACCAUUGCAGCGAUCUACUGGAAAGCAGUUUAAACAAGAACACAGUACAACAGCAGGAAAACAGCCCUGAUCCUCCAGCUAAGAAAAAAAAACCACAAGUUGUAAACAGAACCAUAUUUCAUACUAAAAUUAAUCCAUUAGAAAAUCACACAUUGGUUGGCACAAAAACAAGAAUAGGCGAGCAAUGGGUUAUUACUGCUGGGGGAUUUGUGGAGCGAGCGUGCACACUUGGGAGGAUUCGAUCUUUGCCAAAGACGUUGCUUGAAAUGCAUUUAUCCAAAAAUGUUUCAAAGUCUGACUCUAAUCUCAUCUCCUAUCCACCUAAUGGGAAAAAAGCAGGAAGCAGCUGGAGUGAACCCACGCCAAGCCAACAAAAUUCUAAAGGAAAUUCUGAAAGAACACCAUCCUUCACUUCAGAAUGGGAAGAAAUUGAUAAAAUAAUGAGUUCCAUAGAUGCUGGAAUUAACACCGGGCUAGAGGAGAUGAAUGAUGAUACUGCAGGACCCAGAUGCCCUGUCCAGACAGUGGGACAAUGGUUGGAAAAUAUUGGGCUACCUCAGUAUGAGAACCACUUGCUGGCUAAUGGAUUUGACAAUGUGCAAUUUAUGGGAAGCAAUGUAAUGGAGGAUCAGGAUCUGUUGGAAAUAGGAAUUCUUAACUCUGGACACAGGCAAAGAAUUCUACAGGCAAUCCAGCUCCUUCCAAAGAUGAAGCAGAUUGGUAAUGAUGGCUACAACCCCACCUCUGUGGCAGAGUGGCUGGACUCCAUUGAACUGGGUGACUAUACCAAAUCCUUUCUCAUUAAUGGCUAUACAUCGAUGGACCUUGUGAAAAAAAUCUGGGAGAGCGAAUUAGUUAAUGUUUUAAAAAUCAGCUUGGUUGGCCACAGGAAACGUAUUUUGGCAUCUCUGGGAGAUAGGCUUCACGAAGACCCUCCUCAGAAACCACCAAGGUCAAUAACCCUCAGGGAACCCAGCGGUAACCAUACUCCUCCUCAGUUGUCUCCCUCACUUAGCCAAAGCACUUACACUACCGGUGGCUCCCUAGACGUUCCUCACAUUAUCAUGCAGGGGGAUGCGAGGAGAAGAAGAAAUGAAAACUAUUUUGAAGAUAUUCCCCGGUCAAAACUGGAGAGGCAGAUGGCACAGACAGGAGACUGGGGAGAACCUUCAAUUACCUUACGACCGCCUAACGAAGCGACAGCAUCAACUCCAGUACAGUACUGGCAACAUCACCCAGAGAAACUCAUCUUCCAGUCAUGUGAUUAUAAAGCAUUUUAUUUAGGUUCUAUGCUGGUAAAAGAGCUUAGAGGCACAGAAUCAACACAGGAUGCCUGUGCAAAGAUGAGGAAGUCUACAGAGCAAAUGAAGAAAGUCCCUACUAUUGUUCUAUCAGUCUCUUACAAGGGAGUCAAAUUUAUUGAUGCAACAAAUAAGAAUAUUAUUGCUGAACAUGAAAUCCGCAACAUUUCCUGUGCUGCACAAGACCCUGAAGACCUCUCGACGUUUGCAUACAUCACUAAAGACUUGAAGACUAAUCACCACUACUGCCAUGUAUUUACUGCAUUUGAUGUGAAUUUAGCCUAUGAAAUAAUUCUAACACUUGGACAGGCAUUCGAGGUAGCCUACCAGCUCGCACUACAAGCACGAAAAGGAGGCCAUUCUUCAACCCUCCCAGAAAGCUUUGAAAAUAAACCCACCAAACCAAUUCCAAAACCACGUGUUAGUAUUCGAAAGUCUGUGCAGAUAGAUCCAUCUGAACAAAAGACUCUUGCCAAUCUACCAUGGAUUGUAGAACCUGGACAAGAAGCCAAAAGAGGAAUUAAUACCAAGUAUGAAACUACAAUUUUCUGAUACAAAACAGUCCUCUGGUUCUUGUUGUGCCUUGCACUCCAAGUAGUCACAGCACAGCCUUUCCUUUACGGCAACAUUUCAAUCCAGUAGAGAGGAAGACUGCACUGUAAGAGUGGCCUUGUAACUAACUAAAAAAGGCUGGUAAUUAUUUCUUCCUGCAGCACUGACAGGAGAAUGACACUAUGUGAAGACUUUUAAAUUACAGUCUGCAAGGAGAGUGAGGAAAUAUUUUUCAAGCAGUCCUCUUGUGACUCCGCCACAGUGCUUUCUUUGAUUUCUUAUUUUAGGAUUCUACUUUUUAAAAAGUUCUCUAAACUAACAUUAAUGCUGCCUAUGAGUAUGGCAUUUGGUUGGUUAUUUAAAUCCUGGCCGGUUUUAAUUGAAAUAGAAUUAUUAAAUACAAUAUUUGUGAAACCCCUGAACUCCUAAGAAUUAAUUACUCUUUAUUGUAUUAAAAAUAAUAAUAAAAUAACAAGAAAUUAGUUACCCCAAUUUCUGUAUGUGCUGGUUUUAUAUGUAAUCAUUAUUGUCCUUUGAUCCUCUUAAAAAAAUAACCUAUCACAGUGUGACAAAGGAUGAGAAUUUUAUGAUUAGUUAAAAAGAGGAAUGAAUAAUGCACAGAAAAUGUGUCUUGUAUUAGAUAUUUUUAUGGAAAAGAAUACUAUGGGAGAACAUAAAUAUUUCUGUAGGAGAUGAAGUCAGAUUAACUAGGAAAGAUUUUGUUUAUUUUAAAGUUGACUAAACAAUUGCUACUGUACCUUUAGCAAAAUAUCAAUGGUGGAUGCACUAGGUGGUUCAUCUGAUGGGAGUAGAAUCGAAGCAGACUAGUCAUUGCAGUACACAUACAACAAUUUACACAGUUUGUUGUUGCUUUAGUCAUGAAUUCUACUAGUAUUUUUUAAAAUCUCAACAGCGGUUCUAGAGAACAUAAUCAAAACUACAGAUUUUGCUAUCAAGGUUUCUGUCAAAGAAAGCUUGUUUGAAAGAAGAAGUUCUAUUCCAGACAUUUUUCUAAAUAAAAAAAAGAAAGAGAAAAAAAUUCCAAAGUAAUAAAACUGUUUUCAUGAAACAAAAAUGGUUAAGCAUUUGCUUGAUGAAAUGAAAUUUACUUACAUUUUCUUUCAAGUGUUUUAAUUUUUUUAAUGUCUGUGGAGUAUUUGUAUAAUACCAUAAUGUAUAUUUCUGUAGAACUGAAUUAUAACGGUGCAAAUAUCAUUAUAGGAGAAAAAUUACAUUUUAAUGUAUAUCGUUCUAUCCAGUCAAAUUGUGAAUCAUUUUGAAGUUCAUUAUAGAGAUAUUGAUAAAUUGUGCGGUUGUCUUAAUGUUUUUUUAUUAUUAUUAUUUCAUAUCUAACUGAGCUUUUCCAUUACAAUCAUCAAUUGGUGAAUUCCAAAAAUGGAUAACUGGACUUGGUUUAAAAUUGAUAAUUGUAUAUGGUUUAAUUAAGCCUAUAGCUCUGAGUCAUGAAAACCUUUUAAUACAGUAUUCAAUUUACUUGAACAAAUAGUUCCUUGUACAUAUUUUGCUUAUUCACUGUUGAUAUGUAUGUAGUAAAUUGACAGUAAAAAUAACUGAAAAAUAUGGUACCAAAAGGAAAAUUGUAUAGGAACGAAGUAAAUAAUAGCCUCACUGCAACAAAUAUAUGUAAAUAUGCUUGGGCUUCCAGUUAUAAAUUUUGUAAUUUUGUCAUUUUAUUUAUAUCCUAUAAAAGCACACAAAAUAAAAUGAAGUUGUACAGUCA